This is a messenger RNA of Aspergillus ochraceoroseus IBT 24754, 430 nucleotides long. RefSeq lists its product as uncharacterized. NCBI's taxonomy places the organism in Eukaryota, Fungi, Ascomycota, Eurotiomycetes, Eurotiales, Aspergillaceae. The coding region runs from base 60 to 284 and encodes 74 amino acids. The transcript has a single exon. The record is from RefSeq and is a predicted model, not a curated record.
CAUUCUCCAUCUCUCUUUCUCUCUUCUCUAAUUUGGUGGAGUUGAUGUGUUCAAUACGUAUGCCUCCUCCCAAUUAUGCGAGGUCGCGCCUUUUAUCUGCCACUUCAGUCCUCCCCCAAUCCCGAUGCCUGCAAUGCACACAACCCUUUACUCAUCCUGGUCCACUGGCACUGAAGAGAGAUGAUCUAUUACUUACAACUGAUAAGCUAGUGGGCUCGAUGGAGCAACCGCUCGUUCUAGUAUCACACAUCCAAAAGUCAAGAUAUUCUGGCCGCCUUCACUAAACAGCGCUAGGUGGCGAUCAACCAGGUUCUGGCAACUCCUCGUAUUCCGGCAGUAUACUCGUGGGUUCGUUUGAUAAAUUGCACCAUAUUAGAAUCUGAUGAGAAUCUGAUAGGGAUAAAAGAUCCUUACAUCCAGUCGUCUGAGU